ACGCUGAGCUACCGCCAUAUUUUUUUUGGUUAUAGCUGUUGUAACUUGUAGUUGUGGUUCUUACGAAAACAAACGCUCACUUCUCGAAAAAGUGGAUAUAUUUCCAUCUUGCGCAUUAGUGCAUUACGCUUUUGUGUUCUUACUAAUCAAUCUUUGGUUUUUCCGGUUUUGGACGUUUUGGUCAUUGUCAAGAUAAGUAAGAUAAAUAUGGCUCCCAAGAAAUCGCCUUAUUUCAUUUUCUUAACUCAUUAUAGAGAUUAUGAAAUUAGAAAAGGAAAAAAACCUUCCAGCUACAAACAAUUAAGUAUUGAAUUAUCACCCAUAUGGAAUAAAAUGACUGAUGCUGAAAAAAACAAAUACAAAGUUCUUGCUAAUAAAUGUAUUUCAAAUACAAAUCAUAGUAAAGAACAGCCGUUAAGUCAUAUUAGUAAUAGCGACGAAAUUAGACGUGCUGUUUGUAACAUGGAGAAACUUGUAGCUGAAAUGUUUGAAAACAUACCUAACGAUCAGGAAUUAUUAAAUAAAAAGUUUAUUUUAUUACAUGUAAAUUGUCAUUCUUAUGAUGAAGAACAAUAUUAUUUUCCUGCUGAAAUAUCAGCAAUAGAAUUUAAUUUAAAAAAUGGACUUUUUCGCACAUAUCAUCAAAUUAUUGGCUUUUCUAAAGAUAAGCUUAAAGCUUAUCCUCCUCCAGGUUAUCCUUCAGAAAUGAGAAUAUUUUCUAGGCAAUAUCAUCAAAUUGAUUGUUUGGAUAAACACCCGGAUGAUUAUCAAAAUAUAUUUAUUGAUUUUUUAACAUUUCUUAAGAAUGAAAUUAUCAACAAAACCGAUGUCAAAGAAGGCAAGUUGGAAUUACCAUAUUUGUUUACCGUAGAGUCCGAUGUCGACGAGAAUAAUAUAAUGAAAACUAUAAAUAGCUUGGAAAGGCUGUAUUCUUCAGCUUUUCCUGAAGUUGAUACUGAAUUGUGUAAAUCUAAAUUCAAAAUAGCAAAUGCUGAGCAAUUAUUAUUAGAAAUGAAAAAAAAAAUGAAUUUGCCUAUGGAUGAUGAUUAUUUAGAAGGCGUUUUAGAAUAUGAAUAUUAUACACAAUCAUUCUGUUGUGAGUACCAUAAAACAACAUGUACUACUAAUUUCAAAUGUUCCAAAUCCCGUAUUAUUCAAUGGAUGACAAAUAUCUGUAAUCACUUAAAUACAUAUGUUGAUUUAAACCUUGUACCUGGCAGACAUAUGGCAGCUAUAUUAAAAGAUGAUUCACUUUUGAUCAUUGAAAAUGCUCAUUUGCCUCUCACAUCAGCUGAGCUAAAGUUAAGCAAAAAUGGUUCCUAGGUGAUAUAUUUCCCAAAACAUGAUAUAAUAUCACCACAAACACAAGAUUCUUAUUCAAAUGAUCAAGUUUGAAGAAUAGUUAAUUGAAC
Messenger RNA from Rhopalosiphum maidis (corn leaf aphid), 1412 nucleotides. Its product is annotated as protein maelstrom homolog. Lineage: Eukaryota; Metazoa; Arthropoda; Insecta; Hemiptera; Aphididae. Gene Ontology annotation, cellular component: nucleus; P granule. Gene Ontology annotation, molecular function: sequence-specific DNA binding. Bases 208 to 1323 code for a protein of 371 amino acids. The transcript is spliced from 10 exons. Gene Ontology annotation, biological process: male meiotic nuclear division; regulation of miRNA-mediated gene silencing; spermatogenesis. The record is from RefSeq and is a predicted model, not a curated record.